Molecule: messenger RNA, 2787 nt
Organism: Fragaria vesca subsp. vesca
Lineage: Eukaryota; Viridiplantae; Streptophyta; Magnoliopsida; Rosales; Rosaceae
Exons: 1
Coding region: 1-2787 (928 amino acids)
Cellular component (GO): intracellular membrane-bounded organelle
Source: RefSeq, a predicted model, not a curated record
AUGAUCUUCUUUGCUUUCACCUCCCUAUCAUUGAAUUUAAUCUCAUCCUCUGUUUCACACGAUGAACUCGCUUAUGCGGAUCACUGUGCUUCAGUUGUUCCUGAAGCAAACUCAAAAAUAUAUCGAGGACUUCAUCCCUUUGCCUUCAGCCAUACAGGUUACUACUACACUGCUGGUGACACUGCCAAUAGUCCUAAUGGCAACUCAUCGUUUUACCAUCAACAAGUUCGUAAUUCAAUUGAAUUCAGCAAAUGGAAUUUUGAAGCAACUGAUGUGGAAGGCUUGUUCAAGUUAGGAGCAACUCUUCAUGUGGAAAAGGCGAGUAUGUUAUACUAUGUAGGAAACUCCAGCAGCAGCCAGCCUUAUCCAGGCUACAGGACUCGAUCAAAUCCAGCAUAUCAAAGGUCAGUUAGCUUUAGACUCAACGGGUUCUGGUCAGAAUCUUCUGGGAAGCUUUGUAUGGUUGGUUAUGGUCACACUUACUGGAAAACUAUGCUUCAUUAUCCUGCUGUUCUUAAGCUCUAUAAUGUCAUGAAUUCCACUAAUAUUACAAGUUUGAUUACUGGAACAUUAGAGAGUUUGAUCAGCGGUUCUGAUAUGAUCAAGGAUGCAAAAUAUUUUGAUCCAAUUUCUAUUUUGUUGCUUCCUCAGAUGAACUACCAGUAUACUUGGGUUUCAAAUAACUCUAAUGAUAACAGCUCUUCUGUUGGAAUUGAUGAUCAUGAUCCCCCUAGUUCUUUGCACUUGGAGAGAUUUUGUUCACAACUCUCAACAGUAGUACUAAAGUAUGAAUUUGAUCUCAAAUAUUCAAGCCAGUGCGUUUCUGCAAAGAACUGCACUCCACUUGGCGUAUCUGAUCAUUUGCCCCGUCUGCUGUCGUUCAAGGAUAUCGAGUGUACAGAGUAUACUAGAAGGUUGAGAGUACUGGUGGAAUUUUCAGACAGUAGCAACAACUGGUAUCAGAGGCCUUUCAACCCCAAUACAAGUUUCAUCGCGGAAGGCUCAUGGGAUGCACAAAAAAGUCGAAUACAAUUUGCUGCUUGUAAAUUCUUCCAGGCUGUAACAGAUUCUUUCAACAAUUCUCAUGUGGAUGACUGUUCAACUAGAUUGAGCAUGAGAUUUCCUGCAAUAUGGACAAUCGGAGACACUAGUAGUGUCGUGGGGCAUAUUUGGAGCAGCAAAUCCAAGACUGAGUCAGGUUACUUUGACAAGAUCACAUUUCAAACUCGUCAGAGUGAGGCGGGAAGGGUUCUAGUUCCAGGGCCAAAAUAUGUGUAUACUAAAAUAGACCAGGUAACUAAGUUGUGCCCAAAAAAGAAGUCUGCUGCUAAUGAUCAGAAGAGAAACAUGUACCCAAGUCCGUUUUCUUACGACAUGAAAUUCGAUAUGUCAGCAAAAAGUUCUAAAGGACAAGGUGCAUGGGGAAAUUCUGAUCCUCUUUCUGUUGGCAAUCAGUUCUAUGAGCAGUAUUUAUCUUCAACACAAUAUUCAAAUGCAAUUGGAGAUGUAAGGUACUCUCUAGCUCCUUUGAGCUCCUUUCCUGUGAUGAGAUACAGCUACAACUGUAGCAACCCCACCAAUAUUAGCUACAGAAUAAACAUCGAACUGCUGGAGAAAUCUGCUGGAAAGUCAGGCCAUACAAUACAAACAAAGGAAAUGCAGAUUUCAGCAGAAGGGCUCUAUGAUGCUGUAGAAGGAAGCCUGUGCAUGACAGGCUGUCGAGAUGUUGGCUUCAACAGUAAUCAACAGACCACUAAAGAUUCUGUAGAUUGUGAGAUUCUUGUCAAUUUUCAGUUCCCUCCAACAAAUCAACACAGUAACAAUACAGGUUAUAUUGAGGUAAGCAUUGAAAGCACACGAAAAAAGUCUGAUCCUCUUCAUUUCGAGCGAUUGGCUUUAAAUUCAGCUGCUGAUUACCUGAUUGAAGCAGAACGAUCCAUUUGGAGGAUGGAUAUGGAGAUCACAUUGGUUCUUAUAUCAACAACACUCGCAUGUGUUUUUGUCGCAGUACAACUCUUCCAUGUGAAAAAACAUCCUGAUGUGCUUCCCUCUAUUUCCAUCUUAAUGCUAUUAAUUCUGACCCUUGGCUACAUGAUACCUCUUAUGCUAAAUUUUGAUGCCAUGUUCACUCACAACACCAACCGCCAAGAUGUGUUACUGGGAAGUGGUGGAUGGCUUGAAGUUAAUGAGAUAAUUGUAAGGUUAGUAACGAUGGUAGCUUUCUUGCUGCAAUUCCGUCUUCUGCAGCAGAGUUGGUCAGCAAGAUCAGCAAAUGGGAAGCAAAAUGAACUUUGGGAUGCGGAAAAGAAGGCUUUACCAGUGUAUGCCAUUGGGGUUUUAGUUACUUUGGGUCUUCUAAUGAAAUCUAGCAAUCAUGUACAUACCAUUUUGGGUACCUUGAAAUCCUAUGCUGGUUUGGUCUUGGAUGGUUUUCUGUUUGCUCAAAUUCUUCUCAACAUGGUCUGCAAAUCAAAGGAAAGAGCUCUAUCUGUUUGGUUCUACAUUGGGACAACCUCGGUUCGAGUUCUGCCACAUGCUUAUGACCUUUACAGGACUGACAACUCUGUUCAUCACGAACAUGGUAUCCCAUACAUUUAUGCAAGUCCUGUCGCAGACUUCUACUCUACUUCUUGGGAUGUCACCAUUCCUAUUGGAUGCCUACUGUUUGCUGUGAUAAUCUUCUUGCAACAGAAGUUCGGGGGUCGUUGCUUUCUUCCUAAGAAGUUGAGAGAGCUGGGUUCAUAUGAGAAGGUCCCUACAACUAGUGAAGCCGAAUUGCCAAAAUGA